AUGGCUCCAGCUGCUAAGCCACAGGUCAAGAAAAAUGCUGAGAACAUCAACUCUCGCCUCUCCAUGGUCAUGAAGACCGGACAGUACGUCCUCGGAUACAAGCAGACCCUAAAGUCCCUUCUCAAUGGAAAGGCCAAGCUUGUCAUCAUUGCCAACAACACCCCACCACUCAGAAAGUCCGAGAUCGAAUACUAUGCUAUGCUCGCCAAGACUGGAGUCCAUCAUUACAACGGAAACAAUAUCGAGCUAGGAACCGCUUGCGGACGUCUCUUCCGUGUAUGCACCCUCGCUGUUACAGACGCCGGAGAUUCCGACAUCAUCCUCAGCGUUCCAUCGGAGAGCGCAUAA
Molecule: messenger RNA, 348 nt
Organism: Caenorhabditis remanei
Lineage: Eukaryota; Metazoa; Nematoda; Chromadorea; Rhabditida; Rhabditidae
Exons: 3
Coding region: 1-348 (115 amino acids)
Cellular component (GO): cytosolic large ribosomal subunit
Molecular function (GO): structural constituent of ribosome; RNA binding
Source: RefSeq, a predicted model, not a curated record